Messenger RNA from Protopterus annectens (West African lungfish), 3185 nucleotides. RefSeq names its product solute carrier family 22 member 15 (gene SLC22A15). The record is from RefSeq and is a predicted model, not a curated record. The transcript has 12 exons. Gene Ontology annotation, molecular function: transmembrane transporter activity. Gene Ontology annotation, cellular component: membrane. Bases 532 to 2169 code for a protein of 545 amino acids. NCBI's taxonomy places the organism in Eukaryota, Metazoa, Chordata, Ceratodontiformes, Protopteridae. Gene Ontology annotation, biological process: transmembrane transport.
AUUCAGGCUCUAACUGCUUAACGAAGGCUUAGCAUAAAAACACGUUUUAAACUGACCAAAACGAAAACCGGUAUUACAGGAUAAGACAUUUAGACUUCAUCGCCCACGCGAAGGUCUUAAGAGAAAUUUCACAUAGUAAGCAACAUUCGUUGUACAUCUGCGCAUGACCGUGGACUUCCGUAUUUUUCAGCCGCAGCAAAUGAACGCUUCUGUUAGCGAAUCCUCUUCUUUCAGUUUAACGGCAUCUGAUAAAUCUUGUUGGACGAAUGUACUGUAUUUCAAAUAGUAUUAUAUGUAGGACUAGGACUGGAAUGAUAACCGCUGUUUUGGAAAUACUGCUGUUUGUUUAAAUGCACUUGUAUAGGAAUUCGACUAUAUGGGGCAUGGUAAAUUCACCCCGAAAUGCAAAAUAUUUUUGCGGUUGUAGUACUGUGGAGAUACUGUAUGGGUUAUAUACAUUUGGACUGGAGAGGUAGCUCUGUUCAUCUUUUUACACUUUCAUUGUGGAACUUUUCCUGAGUUAUAUACAGCAUGGACAUCGAAGAAGCUUUCAAAGUAGUGGGUGAAAUGGGGGCUUACCAAAUCUACCUAUGUUUUCUUUUGGGUGUAUUGUUGCAGCUGUAUACAGCCACAGAAGCGCUUCUUAUUGCGCUGGUGGGUGCAACACCUUCUUACUAUUGGGACCAUGAGGAAUACACCAUCAAUACAAGUCAUGCUAUGCAGUGGGAAAGUGAAGAGCAUGAGUUCAGGGAAUGGCUGAAAGAAGCCAACAAAAGUGAUCUUCAAAGCCACUUACACUUCAAUGGAAGUUUCACAUCUAUUGUCACUGAGUGGUUUUUAGUGGGUGAUUCGGAAUACAAGGUCAGUCUUGCCAGUUCCUUAUUUUUUGGUGGUGUGCUUGUAGGGGUGAUUUUCUUUGGUCAGCUGUCUGAUCGGUUUGGGAGAAAAAAGGUCUACCUCAUAGGUUUUGCACUGGAUAUCCUGUUUGCAGUUCUAGGUGGCCUUGCCCCUUCUUACUGGGUCUUUGCCACUCUCCGAUUCCUGGUGGGUGUCAUGAAUGGUGGAAUGUCAUUGGUGGCCUUUGUUUUACUGAAUGAGUAUGUUGGGCUUUCCUACUGGGCAUUGACAGGGUCCCUGGGUAGCAUCUUCUUUGCUGUAGGAAUUGCCACAUAUGCACUGCUUGGAUAUUUUCUGCACUCGUGGAGGAUUCUUGCACUCGUAGCUAAUCUGCAAGGCCUGGUGGUCAUAAUGCUAUCUGUAUUUAUUCCAGAAUCACCUCGCUGGUUGUAUGCCCAGGGUCGAAUCAGUGAGGCAGAAGAUGUCCUAUAUCUUAUUGCCAAGAAAAAUCGCCAACAAAAGUACACAUUUUCACUCAAAUCAGCAGCAGAUCGGUCUUGCGGAGAAACUGGCAGCUUUUUGGACCUGUUUUGUAAUCGUAUCCUGUUGGGAAGAACCUUGAUCAUGAUGUAUAUCUGGUUUGUUUGUAGCCUGGUGUACUAUGGCCUUACUCUAAAUUCUGGAAAUUUGGGUGGCAACAUUUAUUUCAACUUGGCAUUGUCUGGACUGAUUGAAGUGCCUUCUUACCCAGUAUGCAUUUAUCUUAUUAAUAAAAAAUGGUCUGGUCGUAAACGAACAUUAGCGGGAUUUCUGCUUAUAGGUGGAUUUGUUUCUCUAGUGGUGAUGUUUCUUCCAGAAAUGAAAGAAACGGGAGUGUUUUCAGUUCUGAACAGUCGAUCUUUGUCAUUAAUGGGAAAACUAACCAUCAGUGCUGCUUUCAACAUUGUAUACAUCUACUCAUCCGAGCUUUAUCCCACAGUAGUCAGGAACGUUGGAAUUGGUGCUUGCUCUAUGUUCUCUCGGUUCGGUGGAAUUGUUGCUCCAUUUGUUCCAUCACUGAAAUCACUACUACCUACUUUGCCGUUUCUUGUUUUUGCUGCUUCUGGUCUGACUGCUGGAUUACUAAGCCUAUUUCUACCAGAAACACUGAAUAUGCCCCUGCCAGAGACAAUGGCUGAUCUGCAAGCUGGCUCAUAUAGAAGACUAGUGGAUGAAGCUUUACUACUGCAGACACUAAGAGAUAAUGAGACUGAAGAACAAGGCAGUGCUGAAGAAAGCAGUGGGAAUGAGGAAUAUUUUGAUGCCGAUGAAGAAACCCAGAUGAUAGCUUAAUAGCUGUGAAAAACUUGAUGGUAGUAAUCUUUACCUCCAGCUGAAAAGUAAAAACGCAGCUAAAUACAAAGAAAUGGAUACUAAAAAGACUGCAGUUUACCUCAUAUUCCUUUUUUAUACACUACUGUGUAGUGACUUCAAGUUCCAACAUGUUUCCUUGUGUAUAAUGAGAUAAUCAGUUCACUGUAGGUCCUAAGUAUAAUGUCAUGGUUUCUGUAUUGUAUUUUAAACUGCUGUUUGCAAGCAUCUUGAAAUCAAGUUUGGUUUAGUUGCACAGGGUAUCAGUUAUAUCUAGUGUACUUUAAAGAUAUACAUAAAUGAAAUAUGUAAUGAACAGAAUAAUGUCUGAGCAGCAAUUUUUCAGGUACACAAAUUCACAUUUUUCUGUGGCAUAACUGUUGUGAAAUUGAUUCUGGAUGUAGUGCAUUCUUCUGUUUUAAUAAUGUGAAGUAACAUUGCACAACUGAUGUGUUUUUGAGUAAGAGGUAGCAAAGGUGUUGUGCAGUUUUCUUUCCAAACAAAGUGAUCCCAAAGGUCCUGGUAUAAGAACUGUCCUCAAGGUGUUUAUUGCUUUGACUUUUGUAUUGCAUGAUGCUAUUCCUCUGAGAGCAGAUCACAGUUACUGAAAAAGAAGCUAACCAGAACAACCUGUUUUUUUAUUUAUUUUAAUUUAAAUGCUUAUAGAUAAUUUUUAAAUAUUUAUAAUUUUAUAAGUAACAUGUUAAAUUCAGAGAAACUAUGUCAUGUCAUUUAAAUUGGUUAUGUUUUCUCUUUCCUUUAAUAUGUUUACAUCUUUAGGAUAUCAGGAAAAAUAUGAUAGCUGCUUUUUAAUGUUUGGUAAUCUCUUCCUUGAAAAAUGAUGUGAUACUUUUCACAAAAUAUAGUAUCUUAGCAUUUGUUUUAUUUGUGAUUGUAUCCUGUUUUUUAUAUGUAUUAUUUCCAGUUGUUAAGGAGCCCUGUUUUAAAAAUCAUUCAAAUCCCACCCCCCCCCCAACACACACACACACACACACACA